UUCUUGAAAUUGAGAAGUACCAAUAAAAAUAUUGAGGUUAAGUUAUUUGUGUACGUUUACAUAUUUACUUCAGAUGUUUUUAUAGAGAGAGUUAUAAUUGAACUGGAAAAUGGAAACAAAAAGCAUAGAAUGAGUUACGAUGAUGUUAUACCAUUACUGGGAGAUUUUGGAAGAUAUCAAAAAAAAAUUUAUUUUUUGUUGUGUUUACCAGCUAUAUUAUGUGCCUUUCACAAGUUCGGAAAUGUGUUCAUGAUAGCUGAACCGAAUUACAGGUGUAAGUUACCAAUUGAACCAAUAAAUGCUAGUUACCACCUUAACAGUAGCAUAAUAAAACAGUAUUAUCCCUGGGAUUCUAGAAAUAACAAAAGUUCUUCAUGUGAUAUUAUAAUUAAUAACAAAACACAAACCUGUGAAAAGUAUAUAUUUGACGAUGCAGUAUAUGGAUAUACAUCAGUGAUAGAGUACGACUUAACAUGUAAAAAUGCGUAUCUUAUUGCUACAUCUAAUUCACUUUUCAUGGUUGGAGUUAUGAUUGGAUCAAUUGUUUUUGGAGAAUUAUCUGACAGAUAUGGCAGAAAAAUUACAUUUUUUAUAUCUUUGGUAACUCAACUUGUUUUUGGAAUAAUAACUGGUUUUGCCCCUGAAUAUUGGACUUUUACAAUAGCUAGAGCUAUUGUUGGAGCUACUACAUCCGGAGUUUUUCUUGUUGCUUAUGUUAUAGGUUUAGAAAUGGUAGGUCCUUCCAAGAGAACAAUAGCUGGAACCGUUACUCAAAUGUUCUUCUCACUUGGAUAUAUGUUAACUGCUGUUUUUGCACUCUACAUUUACAACUGGCGAAAAUUACAAUUUGCUUUAACUAUUCCAGGAGUUCUAUUUUUAUGUUACUGGUGGUGCAUUCCCGAAUCGGCGAGGUGGUUAAUAAGUAAGAACAAAAUUACUGAAGCAAAGAGACUGAUUCAGAUAGCUGCUAAAUAUAAUAAAGUAACUAUAUCUGACGAUACACUGAAUUCACUCCUGGCUUCCACAGAAAAUCAAAAAAAGACUAAAGACCCUAACCAAAAAUCUCCAUCAGUAUUAGAUAUCUUUAAACAUUCUAGUUUACGAAAAAGGGCACUUAUAAUCUUUUUUGACUGGUUUGCCAAUAAUAUCACCUACUAUGGUUUAUCAUGGAACACAAACAAUUUAGGAGGAAACCCGUAUUUAAAUUUUGUUAUAUCGGGUGCAGUGGAAAUUCCAGCAUAUAUAUUUGUGCUAUUAACUUUAAAUCGUUGGGGUAGGAAAAAAGUUAUGUGUGGAUGUAUGAUAUUAGCGGGAUGUGCAUUACUUUUGACUAUGGCUGUUCCAAAGGAUCAUCACUGGUUGGUUGUUACUUUGGCAAUGAUAGGGAAAUUAGCUAUUACUUCAAGUUAUGGAGCUGUGUACAUUUUUUCUACUGAGCAGUUCCCGACUGUAAUACGAAAUGCCGGACUAGGAGCUGGUUCCACUUGUGCUCGGUUGGGGUCUAUAAUUGCUCCUUAUAUUAAUUUAAUGACUCGUAUCUGGAUCCAUUUACCUCUUUUAAUAUUUGGAACACUCUCAUUGAUUGGCGGUGUUUUGUCCUUGGCUUUACCAGAAACUCUUAAUAGAAAAUUACCAGAAACUAUAGAAGAAGGCGAAGCAUUUGGAAGAAAAAUUAAAGACGGUGAAGAAUCUAACAAAAUGGUCAACUCGGUGAUAGUUGAAAACGUACAGGGCCUACCGAUUAAUGAUGAACAGAGUGAAGCAGAAUUAAAAUUAUUACAAAAUGGCAGUACUUAAAAAGCAUUUUUACAUGCUUGCUGUUUUGCCUAAUAUGUAUCACAUUUUUAAUUUUUGACCAUCACUUUAGGUAUCCAAGAUUUGUGUGUGUGUAUAUGUCUGUGUUAAUGUAUGUUAUGUGUAUGUAUAAAUAUAUGUACACACUGUGUCUCACUUUUUAUGGAACCACCCAUAUAUUUUGUUUAUUUUAGAUUGAAAAGUUGUGACAUUUUAGCAGGAAAUAAUAAUUUUUAUAACACGAUUAUUCGGAUGUUACCCAAUUUGAAUUUAGUCACAGAUAUCCAGUUCUAAAAAAUAUUUAGUUUUUUCCUACUUUAAUAUAACCGUUAAUUUAAAAACUAUCAAAGUUAGAUAAUUUUUUUUUUCUUUCAAUAAACUAUCAAAUUCUUGAGGAACUUUCUUUAUCUAAUCUUUAAAAAAAUAUGCAUUUAGGAUCCUUUCUAAUACACGGCAUAAGAAGAAACAAAAUUACGUUAAAAUAAGUAAAUAAUUAUCUCCUUUUCUGGAGCACUAUGAAGAAAAAAGCUUACAAGGAUAGGCUUUGUACGAGACAUAUCCACAAAGAGUAUUAAAUUUUUUAAAAAUCGAAACAGCAGUAUAUUUAUGACAAAUUUAAAAAUAUUCAGAAACAUACAACAAACACUAUUUUUCAAUGCCUUCAACCUCAAUGCACUUUGUGAGCCGAGGAAUGAGCUUUCCGAUACCUUUGUCAGUUCCAAGUGCUCAAAAAAUUCCCAUGAAAAUACGAUUCUGUUGACGUGAGCUGUUUUGGUACCGAUCUUGCACACAAUUUUCAAUAACUAAAUGUUUCAGUAAUAAUUUGCUACAGAAGAGGUCUGGAUAUUUGUAGAAACAAUGCGUUCAUCUCAUCCAAAGUCAAUCGACGGUCGACACAAACCAUUUCUUUGAUCUUAUUCACCAUCUCAUCAGUCACGAUUGAGGGAUGCUCACUCCUUUGUACAUCAAGGACAUUCGUUCUGUUAGCUUUAUAGACACGACACCACUUAUACACAUUGUACGAUUCAUCACACCAUCCUCAUAAACAGUUUUAAUUUCGUUAAAAAUCUGGGAUUACCCCUUUCUCUUUGCAAGAAGAAACCAAAUUAGGCUUCUCACCACGCUGCUGGGAUUCGAAAAAGCAGAACUCAUUUCAACACGCCACUACAACAACAGUUCUCAACUGACUGAGACAAAUGAGGUUGCUUUUGGCUCUACCACCUUGGCCUUGAAUGCAGUGUUGCAAUUUUGUCGAAAAUUAAAACCACAGAGCAUCAGUCUCAGUACUCUUAUUUUAAAAAGAAAAUUAUGCAGACGCGACGAAAUUUCUAGGCAAGAAAAGAAAAAAUUAUAAAAAGUUGGUUAGUUUUUUAAUGUUGCUAUUUUUUGUUUUUUUUUUUUUCAUGUAUGUGAAUAUUUUCAAUUAUAAUAAUUUCAGCUUAAGGAGCAAACAGAUUCUUACGCUAAAUUUUUAUUACUAACUAUAUAAAAAAGUCUGCUCGAGUAUCGAAUAGCUUAAUAAAAUACAAUAAGUAAAAGCUUAUCUAACUUUAACUUAACGGUUAAGCAAAAGUAAAAAAAAGAACUAAAUUUUCAAUUUCACACAAGAAAGAUAUAAGAGUGGUUCAACGAAAAGUGGAACAUAAUGUAUAUUGUAACCCCGUUUUAUUCUGAUCAACUGGAACCACAUCCAAUUCUGAUGGUCGUAAAUUUGUGUAACCCAGAAAGUUAAUUAUUUAAAUAUAAAAUGAUAAUACAUAUAUCAUUUUAAUUACUGCACAUUAUGUCAAAGCAAAAUUAGUUUAGAACUAAAGAAAGAUUAUGUAGUAUGAUCUAUGUAAACCGUAAAUUCAGAUUAACGAGAUUUGGAUAAACGGAGUUCCAGUGAUCUAUAUAAAAUGAAAACACCCUUAUAAAAUAGGUAUUAAUUCUGAGAUAUACAUCGGAUUUUUUUUAUAAGGUGGUA
Molecule: messenger RNA, 3760 nt
Organism: Anoplophora glabripennis (Asian longhorned beetle)
Lineage: Eukaryota; Metazoa; Arthropoda; Insecta; Coleoptera; Cerambycidae
Product: organic cation transporter protein
Exons: 12
Coding region: 130-1797 (555 amino acids)
Biological process (GO): transmembrane transport
Cellular component (GO): membrane
Molecular function (GO): transmembrane transporter activity
Source: RefSeq, a predicted model, not a curated record